AUGUUCUUAAAUCAGUCGGAUACAGUUGAAAUCUUACGAGAUUGGGAGCACUAUCCCUCAAACCUUUCUGCGGUCUUUACUCAAGACAACUUAGAGCUCUGUCACCGGAGAUUGCAGAAUGACGCGAAGAGGCUGUUCAAUCCUGACAUUACGGAUGUUCGUCUUGAGACGGUACAUCUUGACCGCAGAGCGGAUACGGGCGUUGCCGAACAGACGCCGAUGUUAAUGACGGAUUCCAUCACAGACGAGACAGAUCUCGAGGAAGUCCUGAUCCCUCACAGCUGGGCGCCAUUCAAUAACUCCGAGGAUACUUUCCGUAAGAUCUUUACUGCUGUGAAGGUCCGGCCGUCUUUCUUAGACUUCGUUCGUGCCUUUGGUCAGCCCGAGGGAGGAUACGAAACCGACUUCUCCGGUGGCUAUGAUUGCUACCAUGGGAAUAUAACCAGCGAUGGCCCCAAUUUUGAAUUUUUCUACAAUAUUCGAUAUGUUGUCAAGACUGGGAGAGACGGCUGGCCGUGGUCAGAACGAAGAAUGGGCGUUUAUCAUAAAUAUGACGAUACGACAGACUCGUCAACCUGGAUUAUCCUACAGCCCACAGCUUCCGCCCGGAAGCUGCCCAAAAAGUUCUCUUCUGCAAUACGUCCUAACCUUAAACCUGUGGUACAGCAUAUUUUCCUCUUUCGGUCCACGUCUCAAUCAUGGAAGGACUAUCUGAAAUACCUGGAGAGCCAAGUUCGAAAGGAUAGCCGUCAAGCUCGCCUUGACGCAUCUACAGAGCUUCACGUACCGAAGCCGGACUUUGACCUAGCGUUCUCGAACGUCCAAAGUCUCCAGCACCGGUGUGAGCUUAUCCAUGAUGCCAUCUUAGUGCUCCGAUCCAAUGUUGAGAUACUCAUCGGACUCCAAUCGCUCGACAGGAGAAUGGUUCACAUACUCGGCACGUCUCCCGUUUUCUUGGACCACAGCGCAGAAACUUGCAUGUCGCUAUUCAAGACGCACCGGAAAUGGGCGGAGGCUAUGCUGGAUCGUGCAAAGCAAGUUUCUAGUCUUAUGACCACGCUUCUCAAUUCUAAGCAUAGCCAAGCGCUCACCUCGAACACUGCAAGCAUGAAUCGGCUGGCAGAAGCAGCAAAAGAAGACGGGAGAGCGAUGCUUGCGCUCACAAAAUCAGCGAAGAAAGACGCGGGCACUAUGAAGCUUAUUGCGGCCAUUACAAUGAUAUACCUGCCGGGAACUUUCGUAGCUCUAACGCAGACAGACCUUAUUCAGCACUGGAUUCGUGAACGUGUCUUUGACCGUCAAUGA
This is a messenger RNA of Mytilinidion resinicola, 1305 nucleotides long. RefSeq lists its product as uncharacterized. The record is from RefSeq and is a predicted model, not a curated record. The transcript is spliced from 6 exons. Bases 1 to 1305 code for a protein of 434 amino acids. Lineage: Eukaryota; Fungi; Ascomycota; Dothideomycetes; Mytilinidiales; Mytilinidiaceae.